AUGGGAAAAACAGCGGACUCUCGGGCUACGGGAGCCCGGCCCGACCCGGUGCGGAGCUUCAAUCGUUGGAAGAAGAAACACAGCCACAAGCAGAGCCAAAAGAAGCAGAUGAGGAAGCAGCAGAAGAAACCCGAGUGGCAGGUCGAGCGCGAGGUUAUCAGCCGCCUCAUGGAGAAUUACGAGAAGAUAAAUGUAAAUGAAAUUACAAGAUUUUCAGAUUUUCCCUUGUCCAAAAAAACACUGAAAGGUUUGCAAGAAGCCCAGUACCGUUUGGUAACUGAGAUACAGAAGCAGACCAUUGGGUUGGCUUUGCAAGGUAAAGAUGUCCUCGGGGCUGCCAAGACUGGAUCUGGCAAGACUUUGGCCUUUCUUGUUCCAGUGCUGGAAGCCUUGUAUCGUCUGCAGUGGACCUCAACAGAUGGGCUAGGGGUUCUGAUUAUAUCACCUACAAGAGAACUGGCCUAUCAGACAUUUGAGGUUCUCCGAAAAGUAGGGAAGAAUCAUGACUUUUCAGCUGGCCUCAUCAUCGGUGGAAAGGAUCUGAAGCAUGAAGCUGAGAGGAUCAAUAACAUAAAUAUACUUGUUUGCACACCGGGUCGGCUUCUUCAACACAUGGAUGAAACAAUAUGUUUUCAUGCUACCAGUCUCCAAAUGUUAGUUCUUGAUGAAGCAGAUAGAAUCUUGGAUAUGGGCUUUGCUGACACCAUGAAUGCUAUUAUUGAAAACCUUCCCAAGAAACGUCAGACUUUGCUUUUCUCAGCUACACAAACCAAAUCUGUAAAGGACCUUGCACGCUUGAGUUUGAAAAAUCCUGAGUAUGUUUGGGUUCAUGAAAAAGCAAAAUACAGCACCCCUGCUACUUUGGAACAGAACUACAUAGUUUGUGAGCUGCAGCAAAAAAUAAGUGUGCUGUAUUCCUUUUUGAGAAGCCACCUGAAGAAGAAAAGUAUUGUAUUUUUCUCCAGUUGUAAAGAGGUUCAGUAUCUGUACCGAGUGUUCUGCCGACUGCGCCCUGGUGUCUCCAUCCUUGCCCUGCACGGGCGACAGCAGCAGAUGAGAAGAAUGGAAGUCUAUAACGAAUUUGUUCGCAAGAGAGCUGCGGUGCUCUUUGCUACCGAUAUUGCAGCCAGGGGGCUGGAUUUCCCGGCUGUAAAUUGGGUUCUUCAGUUUGAUUGCCCAGAAGAUGCCAACACAUAUAUUCACAGAGCGGGUAGAACUGCCAGAUACAAAGAAGAUGGUGAAGCUUUAUUAAUUUUGCUUCCCUCAGAAGAAAAAGGUAUGGUGCAGAAGCUUCUUCAGAAGAAAGUGCCUGUGAAGGAAAUCAAAAUCAAUCCAGAAAAACUUAUAGAUGUUCAGAAAAAAUUGGAAUCAUUUUUAGCUCAAGAUCAAGAUUUAAAAGAAAGAGCUCAAAGGUGUUUUGUCUCCUACAUACGUUCAGUGUAUCUGAUGAAGGAUAAAGAAAUAUUUGAUGUGAGCAAGUUACCUAUACCUGACUAUGCCCUGUCUCUUGGUCUUGCUGUGGCACCACGGAUAAGAUUUCUUCAGAGAAUGCAAAAGCAACCCAGCAAGGAACUGGUAGUAAGUGAAGAUAAUAAAGUAAUUGAGCCGAGGGCUCCCUCCCUCACCAAUGAUGAAGUGGAAGAAUUUAGAGCCUACUUCAAUGAAAAAAUGUCUAUUCUUCAGAAAGGUGGGACGAGACCAGAAGGGACAGGUUACAGACCGACUAGUGGCAUUAGUGGUAAAGAAGAAGAAGAGAAAGAAGGUGAAGAAGAAAUGGACGAGAAACUGAGAAGAGCCCAAGGAUCUCCACUUGAGUCUGUCCCUGGCAGUGAAGAGUCACAGAAGAACAGGGAAGCUGCUGUGCCGUUCUUGGGCAGAGAUGACGAGGAGGAGGACGACGGCCUCGAGACUGACUUCUUUAAAGUGAAGCGGCACAACGUGUUUGGGUUGGAUCUUAAGGAGAAUAAGACACUGCAGAAAAAAGAACCUUCUAAAUCCAGUGUGAAGAAAAAAGUGACCAAGAUUGCAGAAGCAAAAAAAGUAAUGAAGAGAAAUUUUAAAGUAAAUAAGAAAAUAACAUUUACCGAUGAAGGAGAGUUGGUUCAGCAGUGGCCACAAGUGCAGAAAUCUGUUUCCAAGGAUACUGAGGAAGAGGAUGACGCUGGUGGUAUUAACUUAGAUAAAGCAAAGGAAAGGCUUCAAGAAGAGGACAAAUUUGACAAAGAGGAAUAUAGGAAGAAAAUUAAGGCAAAGCAUCGGGAAAAAAGACUGAAAGAAAGGGAAGCCAGAAGAGAAGCCAGUAAGAGACAAGCAAAGGCUAGAGAUGAAGAGGAAGCCUUUCUGGAUUGGAGCGAUGAUGAUAAUGAUGGAUUUGAUCCAAGCACACUUCCAGAUCCAGAUAAGUACAGAAGCUCUGAAGAGUCAGAUAGUGAAGAUAUGGAAAAUAAAAUCAGUGAUACCAAGAAGAAGCAGACAAUGAGGAAAAGGAACAACAGUGAAGUAGAAGACGUGGGACCAGCAAGUCGUGACAGAAAGAAAACCAAGUGGGAAACCUUAGAACCUUUGGAUACAGGCCUGUCGUUAGCUGAGGACGAAGAGCUGGUGUUACAUCUUCUCAAAAGUCAAAGCUAA
This is a messenger RNA of Rangifer tarandus platyrhynchus (Svalbard reindeer), 2631 nucleotides long. Lineage: Eukaryota; Metazoa; Chordata; Mammalia; Artiodactyla; Cervidae. The record is from the annotation of a GenBank genome assembly.